CUGAGAGCACUUAGUCUCACUUGGCCCCCCACGCCUCUCCUUCUCCCCUCCCUCUUCCACCUCAGCCUUUCUUUUCGCCCGGGCCACUUCCUUCUUCUGCCUGUUCCUCCCCAGGGUGCGGAAGCAGAGAACCCUAUCCAGAUCCACGCGGCGUCCAGCUCUUCGGUGAAGAAGGAAGCAACCAGAGAGUCCGCAAUGAAUGUGGAUCAUGAGGUGAACCUCCUAGUAGAGGAAAUUCGACGUCUGGGGUCUAAAAAUGCCGAUGGGAAGUUAAGCGUGAAGUUUGGAGUCCUCUUCCAAGAUGACAGAUGUGCCAACCUCUUUGAAGCAUUGGUAGGAACUCUGAAAGCCGCAAAGCGAAGAAAGAUUGUUACAUACACAGGAGAACUGCUUUUGCAGGGUGUUCACGACAAUGUUGACAUUGUACUGCUACAAGAUUAAUGUGGUUUGCGUAUCUUCAUAUCUCUGGUAAACUGGAAUAAUUAAGUCAAAAGACAAACAUAUGCUUCCUUGUGUAUUUUUAUAGGACUUUGUAAACAAGGGGGACUCAUUGAAAAGUCCUGUUUUUAUACCUUGAAACAUUACACUGUAAAGUAAACAAAACCUAUUAUUUUUCUUAAGAAUGUGAUUGGGAAAUACAGGCAAUGAAACAUUUUUGGAGGUGUGAAAGGAGUUUUUGUUUUUCUUGAUUCAUUCUUGGAGAAUUUCUACAGGCACUUGACAUUCUGUCAAAGCAAGAGGCAAACUGAAGAUCGGCUCCCAUGAGGAACGUUGUGUUUAUGUAAUAAAAACAUGUAACUGCC
Molecule: messenger RNA, 803 nt
Organism: Chionomys nivalis (European snow vole)
Lineage: Eukaryota; Metazoa; Chordata; Mammalia; Rodentia; Cricetidae
Gene: Abracl
Product: ABRA C-terminal like
Exons: 3
Coding region: 196-441 (81 amino acids)
Biological process (GO): regulation of actin filament-based process
Source: RefSeq, a predicted model, not a curated record